Messenger RNA from Botrytis cinerea B05.10, 1359 nucleotides. It is a transcript of the gene Bcpre1, whose product is annotated as Bcpre1. Gene Ontology annotation, cellular component: nucleus; proteasome core complex, beta-subunit complex; proteasome core complex. Lineage: Eukaryota; Fungi; Ascomycota; Leotiomycetes; Helotiales; Sclerotiniaceae. The transcript has 3 exons. Bases 246 to 857 code for a protein of 203 amino acids. The record is from RefSeq and is a predicted model, not a curated record. Gene Ontology annotation, molecular function: peptidase activity. Gene Ontology annotation, biological process: proteasomal protein catabolic process.
GAUCCGGAGAUCAUCUGGAUCUGUUUCCAGCAUAGAAUCAUGCUCAAAUUGAAACUUGAUUAAUCAGGAAUUUGUUCAUUCUUACAAUCAGAGGGGUGAUAACAUGUUAAAGCUUUUGGCGCUAAGACAUAAGUAUGUUAGCGCCGAAUUGAGUGAGGCAGCCAGAGCUACACGCGUUGGAGCUCCAAAGUCUCAAUAGUUAAUACAAUCUGAAGCUUCAUCCUACAACUCAAAUCACUAUCAACAUGGAGGUCUUACUUGGAAUAACUGGCAAGGACUUUACCAUCAUUGCAGCUUCAAAGGCUGCCAUGAGAGGUGCAACCAUUCUCAAAGCUUCAGAUGACAAGACAAGAGCAUUAAAUCAACAUACCUUGAUGGCAUUCUCUGGAGAGGCUGGAGAUACAAUUCAAUUCGCAGAAUAUAUUCAAGCCAACGCUCAACUUUACUCCAUGCGCAAUAACAUCGACCUCUCCCCAUCCGCAGUUGCUCACUUUGUCCGUGGUGAGCUAGCACAAUCUCUUCGCUCCCGCAAACCAUAUAAUGUCAACCUUCUCCUUGGCGGUGUUGAUCCUAUUACCGACAAGCCCAGUCUAUACUGGCUCGAUUACCUAGCGUCACUUGCACCCCUUCCAUAUGCAGCUCACGGCUAUGCACAAUACUACUGCUUGUCUAUCCUUGAUAAACAUCACCACCCAGAUAUUGAUUUCGAACAAGGAAUGAAGGUUUUGAGGAUGUGUACAGAUGAGUUGAAGAGGAGGUUGCCGAUUGAUUUCAAGGGAAUGACUGUUAAAGUUAUUACGAAGGAGGGAAUUAAGGAACUCGAUUAUGAUGACAGUGCGAGAAUUGACUGCCCAUAGAGGCUUGAUUCGAGGAUGAUCUCUUACGAGGGGCCUUUUAUGACACAGGAGAUAAACUAUGAAUUGAGGUAUGGGUGUAUAUUAGCGUGGAAUCAAAUGGCAUAAAAUGGCGAUACCUGUUUUGGUGAUUUGUUGCUGGAGUUGAAUUGUGAUUUGAUCCGUCUAGAAGUCGUUGGUAUACUUGAAAUGACGCACCGUUGGCCCUUCCGGGGGACCACCGCCGUGGUGGCUACCUCUUUUUGAUUCACAACAUUCGCGAACAUUGCGGUACAAUCCUACCAGCUUUCUUAGCAGAUCCAUGCAGAAGUUAUGUUGAACUUAAGGUUUCUCGACAUCUACCCUCUUUCUCCAUCGUCCGUAUCUUGCCGGGUGCAACUGGUAUUGACCUUUCACAUGGUUUGGACAAAGAUCGGCCACCAUAAGAACGUAAAGUUCAACGUGCACAUUAAUUCCAACCUCAGUAACAUAAUGCAACCUUCCAAGACUCCUCCCUUGAACUACA